Messenger RNA from Hippocampus comes (tiger tail seahorse), 2247 nucleotides. It is a transcript of the gene slc16a10, whose product is annotated as solute carrier family 16 member 10. NCBI's taxonomy places the organism in Eukaryota, Metazoa, Chordata, Actinopteri, Syngnathiformes, Syngnathidae. The transcript has 6 exons. Gene Ontology annotation, cellular component: basolateral plasma membrane. Bases 192 to 1670 code for a protein of 492 amino acids. The record is from RefSeq and is a predicted model, not a curated record. Gene Ontology annotation, biological process: transmembrane transport. Gene Ontology annotation, molecular function: transmembrane transporter activity.
GGCAGCUACUCGACUGUUGCGAUAGAUGCGAAAAUACACCCACCGCGGCAGCUGCAGCUUCACCCGCGGAUGCUGCGCCCCCACCCCAGCCCCCCACAUGUAAGACACCUUUCAUACCGCCACCCGGAGCCGCAUUUUUGAAAUUAGUCGCGCUCUUCUCAACGCCAAUCCAAAAGUUGCCACGCACAACAAUGGCAGAAGGGACUCUCGUCACAAAUGAUGACGCGGCCAAGAAGGUCCACGUCCCGGCCGGCGCGCCGGUCGAGGAGAAACUCGUCGAUGGCGAAGCGGAGACGAAAGAGAACGGGGACAGCCAGGUGACCGUCCCCGACCAGAGCGCGGAGUGCACGUUCGCGCACCCGGAGGGCGGCUGGGGAUGGCUGGUCAUGCUCGCCGCCAUGUGGUGUAACGGCUCGGUAUUCGGGAUCCAGAACGCCUUCGGUAUUCUUUUCCUCUCCCUGCUACGGGAGUUUGGCUCCGAGGACGACGAGGACCUCCGCUUCAGGACAGCGUGGGUGGGCUCCCUCUCCAUGGGGAUGAUCUUCUUCUGCUCUCCGAUCGUCAGCGUUUUCACGGAUAUCCUGGGCUGCCGAGUGACCGCCGUCGGCGGAGCGGCCGUCGGCCUGGUGGGCCUCCUGGCUAGCUCUUUUGUCACGUCUUUAGGGCCCAUGUACUUCACGUACGGCAUCGUGUUCUCCUGCGGCUGCUCCUUCGCCUACCAGCCCAGCCUGGUGAUUCUGGGCCACUACUUCAAAAAGCGCCUGGGCUUGGUGAACGGCAUCGUGACGGCCGGCAGCAGCAUCUUCACCAUCACCCUUCCCUUCGUGCUGUCGGGCCUGCUGGACAAAGCGGGCCUGCAGAACACCAUGCGCGUCCUCUGCAUCUUCAUGUUCGUGCUGAUGUUGGCCGGCCUCACCUAUAAGCCUCUGCUGCCUCGCAAGCCCCGAAGCGCGCGGGGCUCUUGCCCGCCCCUGAGCCAGAUCUUCAACCUCAACAUUUGGAAAUCGCUGGGAUAUCGCAUCUGGGCUUUCGGCAUCCCGGCGGCCCUUUAUGGCUACUUUGUGCCUUACGUUCAUCUGAUGAAGCACGUGGAGGAGCGCUUUGGGGAGGAUUCCAAUAAAGAAGUUCUGCUCAUGUGCAUCGGCAUCACAUCCGGCAUCGGACGGCUCAUCUUUGGUCGGGUGGCUGACUACAUUCACGGGGUCAACAAAGUUUACCUGCAGGUGACUUCCUUCUUUGUGAUUGGCCUGAUGUCGAUGAUGAUCCCGCUUUGCAACAUCUUCGGAGGGCUGAUCGCCGUGUGUCUGCUGAUGGGGAUGUUUGACGGCUGCUUCAUCUGCAUCAUGGCGCCCAUCGCCUUUGAGCUGGUCGGAGCCGAGGACGUGUCCCAGGCCAUCGGCUUCCUCUUGGGCCUCAUGUCGGUGCCCAUGACUGUGGGACCCCCGAUUGCAGGCUUCCUCAGGGAUCGGCUGAACAACUACAACUUGGCCUUCUACCUGGCAGGCAUCCCCCCGCUCAUCGGAGGGGCGAUGCUGUGUCUGAUCCCGUGGGUGGAGGCCAGGAGCAAGAGAGCCAAGGAGGAAGCCCUCAAGGACGUCAACCAGAAGAUGUUGGCGCACGAGAAGCCUCAGGAAGAGCCGCAAGGCAAAACUGGGGAGUCCAUCCUCUAAUCGGCGCUCGGCCGCGCGACGGGGUCCGACCCAAGCGGUUUGGGCGCCGCCGGUUCAAGAGCCCGACCAGUGCCUUCCGGAGCAGGUCUUGCAAAUGCCAAAAGUGAGGGAACGGCGGUUGAAGUACUUUAAUUGAACGUGAUCGAUCACGAGGAACUAUGCAAUGAAAUUUGAAGUCUUAAAAUGUGGAAAACUGCUUUUGUCUUGAACGGAGAGCGAAAGGAAAGCGGCGUGAGAGCCGACGCUUUUAGCCGUCCCCUUUCCACUCAUGUUCACCACCGAUGACGCCCUCAAGGGAAGGUCUUGUUUCAAUGCCCCCCCACCCCCAACCCCAAAGAAAAAAAAGACCGCUCUUCUUAACAUUCUUAAUUGUGAUGAUGUUCAGAGAGCGGCUCUUCAAAAGCACAUUUCAACAAGCCGCGUCAGUCUUUUCAUGCAACAGUAACGGUUGCCCAAUUGCACGCCAUUAACCGUCAGAGGUCGUCGUCGUCAUCCACCCCAGAAUGUUCUGAAGCCACACACCUUGCAGCCACGUGUUCUUUGCUCAUACGCUCGGAUUUCAAAUUGCAUGGAACGC